Molecule: messenger RNA, 1403 nt
Organism: Myxocyprinus asiaticus (Chinese sucker)
Lineage: Eukaryota; Metazoa; Chordata; Actinopteri; Cypriniformes; Catostomidae
Gene: nfatc2ip
Product: nuclear factor of activated T cells 2 interacting protein
Exons: 9
Coding region: 1-1089 (362 amino acids)
Biological process (GO): positive regulation of transcription by RNA polymerase II; cytokine production
Source: RefSeq, a predicted model, not a curated record
AUGAACCACGGGGGCGCGCGGAAACGGAUCAUGGCUGAAAUGGUAUCGGAAAGUGGCAGUGAUGUGAGCGGUCCUGUAUCAGACCCUCCGAAACAACCUCCCAAACGCCGGCGCAUCAUUGACCCCUCAUCCAUCACAACUGUACCUGUUUACUCCAACAAGGUGAACCGUUCUUUAAAUCUGAAGCCAGUAACCUUCAAACAAACCAGUCUCACAGAUGAGGAAAAGGGUUGUCCACUCUGGUGUCCUUCCCCACCUCGGACAGUGAAACAGCCAAUCAGCAUUGAUCUGAGUGGCUCCGAAGAGGAGUCAGAACACAGUGAACCUCAGGAAAUUCUUCGUUCCCCCUCUCCACCCCCUCCACCAUGUAGUCCACCUGUCAAACAGAGCAGACGGGCAAACCAAAAAAUACGAGAAAUCAAUAGAAAAUUGGAUGCUAUUGGCUCUCUCGUGUGUCUGUCACCUGAGUGUCAAGAAGAACCUGUUAUUGAAUACAGAAACUCUCCAUCUCCUGUAAAUGACUAUGAUGAUGAUGAUGACAUCAUCAUAAUUCCCUCUGGCAGCAAACAGAAAAGACGUCCCCUAAAUACUGAGAGCAGAGACUUGGCACGAGAAAUUUCAUUAAAAUUCCGUUGCCGAACAGAGCUGUACAAAAUCCCAAUACUGUCUACAGCUCCUUUGAGUAAAGCUGUGGAACAGCUGGCCAUUAAAUUGAAUGUCCCACCCAGCCAAAUUCUGUUAUUAAAGAAGGAUGUUGAUCUCCCUUUUUACUCAUCAGUCAAUGAGCUGGGUCUUGGCAUUGCUGACAUCAUAGAUUGUGUAGUAGUAACGGAGAAUAAACAAAAAGAUGAUGACAGAGGGGAUGUCAUCACUGUGCGACUGCAAGGCAAAGAGAAAGGAUCUGUGCAGGAGUACUCUUUGCAGAAGAAUGCUCCUCUAGGGUCCAUCCUGUCACAGUACGUCUCUGGUCUGGCUGCCAGUGUUAGGCGGAAAGCUAAAUUCCUCUUUGAUGGGUCAAAGGUGACACAUAAUCAGACUCCAGCUGACCUGGAUAUGGAGGAUGGUGAUGUCAUUGAAGUGUGGGCCUAAAUGCUGGAGCUGUUGAUGUUCAGGGUUUUGCACUUGUUCAACUGCAUUUUUUUUUAAAUGUAAUAUAUGUUAGUAUUUUUGCAGGAAUUACUUUAUUUUUUUAUUUUUUUGUAGACCUUCUUAACAGCUGAUAAACACCAAAAAAAAAAAAUGUUGUUUUAGGUUUUAUACAAAUUACUUCUGUUAGAAAAAAUAAACAAUAUAAGAUAUUUUUACGUUGUGUACAUAUGCCAGAUUUAUUUAAGAAUUGAUGAAAUGUUCCUGUUUUUAAUACAUUAACUUGAUUGAAAGGAAUAUAAUAAAAUGACAAAUUU